GCUUAUACAUGUUUCAAUACGGAUCAAUAAUGAAUUACCAGCUAUUUGGUUGGUCGUUUUAAAAAUGCUUUUAAAUAUAGUAAUGAUGAGUUCGGCAUUUAAAAGAAAAUGCCUAACUGGAAGGAUCAUAAUUAAAAAUAGAACUAACCGAAUUCAAAUAGAAAAUGGUGAGACAGCAGAAUUAACCUAACGGACGAUAGGCAAAAGAAAAAGUUGAUUUAACAUCAUUAAAAAUAAAAAUUCUUUGGACUGUACCAUUUUAUGACGAAGCAUGUCUAAUUCAAAGUUCCAACUAACUGGAGAGAACACUAAUCUGGCCCGUGUGGCCCAGAUGAUAUUGGGUCCAUGCACUAACGUACUACGUGAUGUUCUAAGGAAGGAGAUCUCCCCGUCCGAUUUGGAGAAAAAAGUCAGAGCUUAUAUUUCUAUGAAAAAGAAAUCUCUCAUCAACAAACACCAGGAGGCACUUGUAUACGGUCACGAUUACUCAAAAUUUGAUGUUACAUUGCUGUACUUCCUAUUACGGAAUAUGUGCUCAAUUCAACCGCAUUCAAACAAAUGGGGAAAGAACCCAAGAGCGGGAGAUGGAAGUGUGUCAGCAAACAUUGAACGAAUUCGACUGUUAAGAAAUGAAUAUGGACACAAUUCGGAAACAUCUAUCUCCGACACAGACUUUAUAAAAAACUACCAAUAUAUUAAGGACACUGUUCAGGAGUUGGAGAUGUACUUAGGUACCUCCACUAAAUACCAGGACGAGGUGAAGGAACUGGAAACUUGUCCCAUGGAUCCUACACAAAGCGAGAAAAAUAUAAAAGAACUACUUGACCUCCAUGAAAAAUUCAAAGAUAUUUCAGAAGAUGUCAAAGAAAUGAAGAACACAGUUCUUCCUUGGAAUAUAAAAGUUAUAUAUGGAAACGACGUCCUUAAAUGGAAAGAGGACGACAGGUCCUUUGUGGAAACUCACAACUUUCAUGCAAUGAUAAACAAAGUUAGACAACAGUCGUUCGUGAUGUUUGUUGGUGUCCCUGGCUCAGGAAAAACGGCUUCAGUCCGCCAUACCGCCCUUCUACUGCAAGAGAAAGAUGGGUAUGAAAUAUUACCAACCAAAGAUAUAAAGGACAUUGAAACGUAUUGUGACCCUCGCAAUCCACAGGUGUUUGUUAUUGAUGAUGUCCUAGGUGUGUUUGGGUUUGACAUGAAGGAACUUGAGAAGCUCACCAUGUAUAAAGAUAGAUUAAAUGAACCUACAAUGCCAGAGACCAAGGUUCUUAUGACAUGCCGGGAGGUAGUUUUCAAACAUGAAGCUUUAUCAGGAUCCUUUCUGUCAAAUGAAAAACAUGUAGUUCAGUUACACAGUAAAGAAAAUGCUUUAAAUGACCAAGAUAAAUAUGAUUUAUUUGCAAAAUACUACUUAGAUACAGAUUUGUUAUCAACAGACACUAUGUCAAAAAUAUCGAAAAGUUUUCCUUAUCUAUGCAAAUUGUUUUCAAGAAAGGAAGAGUUAAGACAUUAUGGACCACAGUUUUUUAUUUCACCUGUUCCAUGUUACAUGGAGCUUCUGGACAACAUGAAAAUAAGAAACAAGGUUCAUUAUGCUUCAUUAGUUUUAUUAAUGACCAAUCAAAAUUCAUUGUCAGAAAAAGAUUUUAACAACGAAAGCUCAAAGCAUUUUGAUGAAAUGAAGUUCAAGGUUUUAAAGAGAUGCAAAGUUGACCCUGUGACCUGUAGGUUUUUGUUUACUGAUGCAUUGACUGAAAUGGUAGGGACUUACACCGAGCAACGUCAAAGUAAGUUUAAAUUUAUUCACGAUUCCAUGCUUGAAAUAGUUGCCUAUCAUUUUGGUCGCCACUCUCCAGAGCUAAUUUUGCAAUAUAUGGAUAGUGAUUACAUUGCUAAUUAUAUCAAACCAGACAAAUACAAAUGUAGGAAACGUAAAGGCGAAGAAGAAGAAGAUAAUUUAGAACAAACAGUCAAUGCGAAGGAAGACAGUAAUACCGUUGCCGAAAAUAAAAAUGUGCAUGAUUUGUGUAUAAAACUGCAAGAGUCCCAGUACCAUUUACUUGCUGAUCGUUUGUUUAAAGAUAUACAUAAAGGCGAGUUGUUUAAUGUUUUUGAAAACGAAGCAUUAAAACAUCCGUUGGUACUUCAGAACUUUUUAGAUGUGAUGAAAUGUAAGCCUUAUUCGGAGUUGUUCACAGUAUUUCUGUCAGAGUUAAAGGAAGAACACAUUAAACAAGCAAAAACAUCUAAAAAACAUUUUUUCUCCAGCAAAAGCUAUAAUCUGCUCAUGAAUUCAAGAUGGAUUGGCGAAGAUGAUUUUCCUUAUACGUGUGCUCGUGCGAUUGACUGGGUUAUAUUUUAUGGACACAAUCAAAUUUUACAGUUCAUCAUAGAUCAGAUCAUUAAACACACAGAAACGGUCAAUGACCUAUUUCAAACUCCCUUUAACAUUCGAUCGGAUGAUUGUUGUACUUCUGUAGAUAAUACAGAUUGUAUCAAAAGAAAUGAGUCAGAUAUCAAUGAAAAUAGUGCAAGAAGAUGUGAUGUGUCAGAUGAUGAUUCUUGGUCCGAUUUAUGCUCCGAAACAGAUGUCAUGGACAAAUAUUUUGGGACCGAAGACGUCAUUGUUGAGCAACGCCGCCUACUAAAUCUUAGUUGUUAUAGUGGUGACCUUCUUACUUUCCAAAAUUUACUUCCAUAUUAUGAUAAAAAUGUUCUUUUUUCUGAAUCAUGGCGGGUACCCGAACUGUUACACGAUGAUGAUAAUGAUGAUUGGAAUAUUUUUGACCCCCCAAUGGUUGUUGCAAGUAAAACAGGACAUUUGAAUAUACUUCUGGAACUGUUAAACCUUGGUGCAUAUGCCAAUGACAACAGUUAUUGUGAUAAAUCACUGGUUGUUGCAUGUUCAAAAGGAUAUUUAGAUUUAGUAAUUGAAUUGUUAAAACAUAAAGCAAAUGUCAAUAUUACAAAUUCUAAUAUGACACCACUCAUUGUGGCGUGUUUAUACGGGUAUUCUGAUAUAGUACUUGAAUUGAUAAAACACGGAGCAGAUGUCAACAUUACAGUUUUUGGUAAUUCACCCCUUAUUGCUGCUUGUUCAGGCGGAAAUAUAGUUGUUGUACUUGAAUUGAUAAAACAAGGAGCAGAUGUCAAUAUCACAGUUUCUGAUUGUUCACCACUUAUAAUUGCAUGUUCAGAAGGACAUUUUGAUAUUGUUCUUGAAUUGUUAAAACAUGGAGCAGAUGCCAAUAUCACAGUUUCUGAUAAUUCACCCCUUGUUGCUGCGUGUUCGAUACAUUUUUUUUUUCAAGGGGAAGAAUUUGUUACGACAAGGUACAGGUGUCGAUACCGGAUGUUUCUUGGAUGAAUCCAAAUAUGAUGCAUGCUCUAAAGUUCAGUCAGAUAUGAUACACGAACUCUUAAAAAAUGGAGCAGAUGUCAAUAUCAAUAUCUUUCAAACUUCCGCUCUAAUUGCUGCUUGUUUAAAUAGAUAUAUAAAUA
This is a messenger RNA of Magallana angulata, 3501 nucleotides long. RefSeq lists its product as uncharacterized. Lineage: Eukaryota; Metazoa; Mollusca; Bivalvia; Ostreida; Ostreidae. The record is from RefSeq and is a predicted model, not a curated record. The transcript has 4 exons. Gene Ontology annotation, molecular function: protein binding. Bases 272 to 3367 code for a protein of 1031 amino acids.